Owenia fusiformis is the source of this 917-nucleotide messenger RNA. NCBI's taxonomy places the organism in Eukaryota, Metazoa, Annelida, Polychaeta, Sabellida, Oweniidae. The record is from the annotation of a GenBank genome assembly.
AUACAUUACACCUGUAUAAAUCCACGCAGAUGUAUACGUAUAAAUUGUAUAUUUCUUGUCCAAGAAGCAUUAGACAGAGGAACAACAGACGAGUUUUAACGGAUAAAUAUAUUUAAAAAGGCAGUAAGAUGAUGGCAAUGCAAACUGAAAUCUAUCUAGUGACUUUUGCUUGUGUAGUAUCAUUUAUUGAAACGCAUGUUGCUGAAAUUGCAAUAAAAGUUUCCAAACACCAGCUUACAAAUCUGAAAUACGAAAAGUUCCCCAAUGCAGAACGAUUGGACAACCCGUGGAAGUCGUUCAAAGUCGUAACAAAUGCUCGAUGUGCAGCAACCUGCAGUGCAAGUCCUGACAUAUGUAAGUCGUACAACUUAAGAAAACUUAGUGGAGAUAGGACUUACCGAGCUGUAUGUGAGCUUAAUGGCCCAAGUGCAACUCCACCAACCGAUGCGUAUGACAAUGGGGAUCACUAUGACAGAGAUGAAUGCCAUGUAAACAACGGAGGUUGUAGUGAUAUAUGUACCAACACGUUUGGCUCAUUCGUCUGUAGUUGCCCGCCAAAUGGGUAUGUUAAGGCUGAUGGUUUAACUUGCACGUUUCCGUGUCCCGAAUUCUUCACUUACAACGGAGAGAUGAGUUCAUGCUACAUGUUUGUUACAAUCAAGAAAGCAUGGUCCGAAGCGUUGUCGCAUUGUGCCACAAUUAAUGCGAACCUAGUUGCUAUAGAAUCGGAGAAAGAGGAUGAUUUCAUUCGCGCUGAAAUCAGACGAAAAGGAAUGAGAUGGCCUGGAUUUAAUGAUGAUUCUUUCUACACUGGUGGGAUGAAAGUCCCACCAGACCAAAGUGAAACUAUCCUAUUACGUUGUGGCAACUUUGUCGACUUGUUGCUUGUUGUUCUUUUUGGUGAUACCCAACGAUAA